Durotheca rogersii is the source of this 2339-nucleotide messenger RNA. RefSeq names its product phosphoglycerate mutase-like protein. Gene Ontology annotation, molecular function: acid phosphatase activity. The transcript has a single exon. Bases 484 to 1920 code for a protein of 478 amino acids. Lineage: Eukaryota; Fungi; Ascomycota; Sordariomycetes; Xylariales; Xylariaceae. The record is from RefSeq and is a predicted model, not a curated record.
CCUCCUUCCCCCCUCCCGGCUUCCCACUCCAAGGACUAUUCAACAGUCACGUGUCCUCCCGAACGAGGUGAGAGCCCAGCGAGAGGUCCGAUGUGAGUCCGAUGAGAACCCGGUGGGACGAGAGUUGUGAAUGGUUAAUACCUGACAUUACUUUAUGUCGCCUUUGCGUUCGCCCCCUCUCCCCUUGGACUCUCCUCUCCCUUUCCCUCUCGUCGCAGCUAUCCCGCCACCAAUUAAUACCUGCCCGAUCGACCGUCCCAUCUGACAACCCACGUGUGUCGUCGCAUUUCUUCUCGCUCGAGUUCCGGGCGACAUUUCUAACCAGCCCUAUCCUGUUGACCAGGCCCGAAUGAUUCCUCCUUUCUAGAUUUGGUGCCCAACGAGGUGGUACUGAUUAUCAGGCUGGAAGGCUAUGGUUGCUUCCCCGAUAUAUCGAUAUUGAUAGUCGCUUCUUGGUUCUUCAAGUCCGGUAACAUCGAGAUCAUGGAUACUAAACAUCGGGAGCGUCAAGUGAAUGAGGAGACACACGCAACCCCCCGUUGGCGACGCGAUGGGAGCCGGCGAUGGCGUGUCGCAUCCGCCGUCAGUUUGGCAAUAGCGGCAGUACUGACCUUGCGGCUAUGGGGACUCGACGUCGCAUCUCGAGUUCUUGUCGGUGGGCCAUCGUGCGCGCCCGAUCAAUUCGAACUCUACGAGCACCUAGGGAACCUCUCCCCUUUCUUCGUCCCACCAAACACACCAGGGUCGCUGGCUCAGGGAACACCGCCAGGAUGCACUGUGUCAAAGCUGUUUCUUGUUCACCGGCAUGGUAGUCGACACCCCCAUCCAGAUGAGCUCGCAGUCAUCGAGGAGCUCGAGCGCCACAUUCAUAAAAAUCGAGACCUGUUUUCGAACCCCCGCGCGCCGAUCCCAGAUGGCUGGUCCUUCCUGGGCGAAGGGUGGAACAAUACCUUCACGAGCGACAUCCUCACGGCACCCGGCCGGCAGCAGCUCUUCGACCACGGUGUCGCGCUGCGUCUGGAGUACCCGGAGCUAUACACUGAGACGGAAGUGCUAGCGGCCGACGAGGACCGUGUCGUCGAGUCCGCGCGGUGGUUCAUGUACGGCUACUACGGCCGUGAUUCGGCUGCGACGCUGGUUCCUGUCCCCGAAGACAACGAAACGGUGAGCUGGCUCACGCCCUUCGAGACGUGCGACGCGUGGGACUCGGGGUUCGGGCGGGCGCCUGUCAACCAGUGGGGUGUCGUCUACCUGCCGCCGAUCGCAGCGCGCGUCAACGGCUUGCUAGCGGCCGCGUUCCCGGGCGCCAAUUUCAAUGCGACACACGUCCACGGGAUGCUGUACGCGUGCGCGUACGGUACCGCAGUGUCGGGUGUCGGCUCGUCGCCCUGGUGCCCUGUGUUCGCGCCCGACGAGAUCCUGCACAAUGAGUACGAGUACGACCUGCGGAUGCGCGGCUUCGCUGGCUACGGCCUGCCCGGCGACAUGGGCCCACUACUGGGCAGCCUGCUCGUCGGCAACGCGACGGCGUUCUUGCGGCGCGACCACGGCCCGCCCCUCGCGCUCGCCUUCGGCCACGACAAGACCAUCGCCCUCGGCAUCGCCGCCCUCGGGCUCGCCACCGAUGCUGACUACCCGAUCACGGGUCCCGUCAACCCCGCGAGGGCCUGGCGGUCCGCCGAGCAGACCCCGUUCGCCGCGUACAUGCUCUGGAAGCGGCUGGAGUGCGGCGCUAGGGGCGAAGAGAGCAGGAUCCAGCUCGUGCUCAACGGCGCCAACUUCGGCCUCGGCCCGGCCGGCUGCGCGAGCGACGAGUACGGCUCGUGCGCGUUAGAGGACUUCCUCGCAGCGGAUCGGGUGAUCGCCGCGCUCAAGAUUACCCACGGCGAUGCGAGGUGGAAAGCCUCGUGCAAGACCUGAACUGAAACCACUUCAAUCUCCACGCGCCAUUAUGGUGUGUACGUUGUGACGGCGAGAGGCAUCCAUUGCACGAAAUUUGGAAAAGAUGAAUUUGUAUUUGCCAGCUUUGGUGACGCUAUGAGCAGGUACAAGUGUGGUAAUGUAGGUCCGGGUGAGAAUGACAGCAGGGCAGAAUGGCAUUAUUCCCUCGGGUCUGUUUAGCGUAUGAUCAAAAUGAAACUCAGGCGGGAUGAAAAAAGAUAUUUACCGAAAACUUAGCUGGAGAGGGACGGAGCAAGGGACUCUAUGUGUAAAUUACUAGGUUUCCAUGAUGUUAUGAUGUUAACGGUCACGACUCGCCUAUUCCCCUCUCAUAAGACGCAUUAAUGGUGAUGGCGAUGCGAGAAGAAUUACAACGCUAUACGCACUUUUCUUGAGAA